AUGGACAGCAUCGGUAAUACUGUGGAGAAUAUCACCAGCAGCAUGGAUAAGAUCGCUUUGACCAAUACCACAUACACGGUCUACCUCGUCAAAAUACAACCCACUCACCCCGAAGGUGGCUUGGCAAUCUUGGUCAAAGCCAAUAAAGAUGCUGGUGACAUUCACUUUAUUGCGCCUAACAGAGUUGGGGACCAUCUGCACUACCACCGUGUGGCUAUCCAGCCCCAUGAAAUAGGAAGAAUUCCAAUGCCAAUAGGCACUACCAUUGCCCAGAACUAUCCUGGGAGUUGGGAUGAGUCGCUAAAGCAACUGCCUUUGUUAGCUAAGCCCAACCAGCAAGAUAUGCUGACACUCUUGGCUUUGCCACUGAAGGUAUCUCAGUGGACUCAGCUGGCUAGGGCCAUGCUAGAGAAUGCUGGGAUUUUGAAGGAAUUUGAAGCUACUCCAAUCACAUUUCGUGUUGAAAGUUGA
This is a messenger RNA of Penicillium robsamsonii, 471 nucleotides long. RefSeq lists its product as uncharacterized. The transcript has a single exon. The record is from RefSeq and is a predicted model, not a curated record. The coding region runs from base 1 to 471 and encodes 156 amino acids. NCBI's taxonomy places the organism in Eukaryota, Fungi, Ascomycota, Eurotiomycetes, Eurotiales, Aspergillaceae.